AAAGGCAGCGGCCGCCGGGCGCCGUGCUCUGUGGUCCUGGUCUGCGCGCCUUUUCCUGUUGCUGCGGCUGUCGCCUUCCUCACCGUCGUCCGUGCCCCUUCUCUGGUCUGUGGUGUAGCCGGGACCCAGGACCAUGUCGCUUUCACGCUCGGAGGAGAUGCACCGGCUCACAGAAAAUGUCUACAAGACCAUCAUGGAGCAGUUCAACCCCAGCCUCCGCAACUUCAUCGCCAUGGGGAAGAACUAUGAGAAAGCGCUGGCAGGUGUCACCUUUGCCGCCAAAGGCUAUUUUGACGCUCUCGUAAAGAUGGGGGAGCUGGCCAGCGAGAGCCAGGGCUCCAAGGAACUUGGGGAUGUCCUCUUCCAGAUGGCCGAAGUUCACCGGCAGAUCCAGAACCAGCUGGAGGAGAUGCUGAAGUCUUUUCACAAUGAGCUGCUCACACAGCUGGAACAGAAGGUAGAGCUGGACUCCAGGUAUCUGAGUGCUGCACUGAAGAAAUACCAAACAGAACAGAGAAGCAAAGGUGACGCCCUGGACAAGUGUCAGGCUGAACUGAAGAAGCUACGCAAGAAGAGCCAAGGCAGCAAGAACCCUCAGAAGUACUCGGACAAGGAACUGCAGUACAUUGAUGCCAUCAGCAACAAGCAAGGUGAGCUGGAGAACUACGUGUCUGAUGGCUACAAGACAGCACUCACUGAGGAGCGCAGGAGGUUCUGCUUCCUGGUGGAAAAGCAGUGUGCUGUGGCCAAGAAUUCUGCUGCUUACCACUCCAAGGGCAAGGAGUUGCUAGCCCAGAAGCUGCCUCUGUGGCAGCAAGCCUGUGCUGACCCCAACAAGAUUCCAGACCGUGCUGUCCAGCUGAUGCAACAGAUAGCCAGCAGCAACGGUUCCAUCCUUCCCAGUGCCCUGUCAGCCUCCAAGUCCAACCUGGUCAUCUCAGACCCCAUUCCUGGAGCCAAACCCUUGCCAGUGCCACCUGAGCUGGCACCAUUUGUGGGGCGGAUGUCUGCUCAGGAGAAUGUACCUGUCAUGAAUGGCGUCGCAGGCCCGGACAGCGAGGACUACAACCCCUGGGCUGACCGCAAGGCUGCCCAGCCCAAAUCCCUGUCUCCUCCGCAGUCUCAAAGCAAGCUGAGCGACUCGUACUCCAACACACUCCCCGUGCGCAAGAGCGUGACCCCGAAGAACAGCUAUGCCACCACUGAGAACAAGACACUGCCACGUUCGAGCUCCAUGGCAGCUGGCCUAGAACGUAACGGCCGCAUGCGGGUCAAGGCCAUUUUCUCCCACGCGGCUGGUGACAACAGCACUCUUCUGAGCUUCAAGGAGGGCGACCUCAUCACACUGCUAGUGCCCGAGGCCCGUGAUGGCUGGCACUAUGGCGAGAGUGAGAAGACCAAGAUGCGGGGCUGGUUCCCCUUCUCCUACACUCGGGUCCUGGACAGUGAUGGAAGUGACAGGCUGCACAUGAGCCUGCAGCAAGGCAAGAGCAGCAGCACAGGCAACCUUCUGGACAAGGACGACCUGGCCAUCCCUCCUCCUGACUAUGGCACAUCCUCCCGGGCCUUCCCCACCCAGACAGCGGGGACUUUCAAGCAGAGACCCUACAGUGUGGCAGUCCCUGCCUUCUCUCAGGGUCUGGAUGACUAUGGGGCACGGUCUGUGAGCAGUGCUGAUGUCGAAGUGGCCAGAUUUUGAGCUGCCCCUCACUAGAGUUAGUAAGUUGCCCUGGUUUUGUGUCCAUCUGUGUGCAUAUGCAGUGGCUAUGGCUGGGUCCUUCGGCCUGAGUCUGGACAGCCUCCACAGGAGGGGUCUGCUGCCUGGCAGGGCCUGGGCUCUGCCAAGUUGCCUUGCUCUGGGCGCUGGGCCUUCCUUCCACUGGUUCCCUCCUCCAGCUUGUGGUCUCCUGCCUUCCUUCUGCCUGGAGGCUUGUGGUUCUAACUCUGCCCCAUCACUGCCUUUGCUGCCAGAUAUGGGGCUGGCCCAGAUCUGUUCUCUCCUGCCCUGCUGGGUGCUUCAUCACAAUCAAAGGAAACCCAGGGGAAUAGCCUCCCCCAAUCACUCAGCAUAUACCUGGGUGUUCCUCUGGGGUGUCGUGGGUGUUGGUCAUGAGCCUAGCUGUUGAGUACCACAGCUGAACCAAGCCUGGGCCUAGCGUCAGGUGGACCUCUGUCAUCAGAUCUUGCCUCUUCUGGUUCCCUCCACUUCCUCUCAUGGCUACAAGACAUUACUAGCCAGGCUGCUUUUUCCCUUGGUGCUGGAAAAGUGGACCAACAUGGACCACCUGGGAGGAGGGCACUGCUUCACAUUGCCCGCCAUAGUGGAAGGGGCUUUUAUUCCCUUCCCACACUACAGAGGGGGUGGCAUGAGAAGCCAGGACCUGUGUCCCUUAACAGGAGUAGUCAUUAUCUCCCUGAGAGUCACGGUGAUGUAUCCUAGCCCAUGGGCAGCCAGGCCACUCAGGCAGACCCAGAACACCUUGCCCUGUUGUUACCAUCUUCCUGGGUAUCUGUAAUGUGAAUUCUGUAGGAGUUCUGCUGAAGUUUACAGAGAGGGUAAAAUGCCCUUGGCUGACUCUGGGCUGGCCACCUUUCUCCAGCCUCCAUCUGCACACCCAAGAUGUUCUCUAGGUGGGAGGCCUACAUUUCCUGCCCACACCUGCCAGAUCCCCUACCUUACUGCCCUCUGGGUCCCACUAAGCCAGUUAGGGGCCAUGUCAUCCUCACCUGCAGAGGCAUGAAAAAAGGCUCAGAAGGUUGGUGCAGCCCUUCCUGGGACCAGGUCCCUUUUGUGUGCUAGGACCAGGACUUGGGUGUGACAGACAUAGGACAGAAUAGGUUUGCAAACAGUGCUGUUGCAUGGCCCCUGAACAUCUCCCGGCCACAGUCUGCCUAGCCUUCCAGCUCACCUAGCUGGGGGUGAGGGGUGUUCCAAAGCUACCUGUGGCUGUUGAGUACCCACUCUCACACAGCUUCACCUUGAAUUUAGGACUGCAGGAGGGUUGCUACCACCCUUGGCUUGGUUCUGGGGGUGCCCCAGCCCUGUGUAGGUAGAAGAAAUGGAAACCCACAGGUAUGCACAGGUCCUCCACAAGGACUUGUUCUCUGCGGUGGCCAGCCUCUCAUUCCAUGGCUGUUGAGGAAAAUAGUCAAAAAUGGAGCUGGGAAGGCAGGCUGUGCUGCUACAGGGAGCUGAGCCUCUCUGGGUCUCUGGUCACAGCUUUGUUCAUGGAUGAGUGUCUGCAGAGCUGGGGAGAGAGCUGACACUGGCUGUUACCCAGCUGGUGUCCCACCAUGCUGCCUCAGCCAAAUCCAUCCUGCAUAAAUGCCGUUUGUCAUUCCUGGAUCCCAGGCUGAUGCCUGUUCCUCCUUUUCUGUUGGUGCAGGUUCCGUUGUUGAGACCUGUCAGUGUUGAUGAUAGUUUCUGCUGGGCACAGCAUGUGCUGGCCAUGUCCCCAGCAGAUUAAUUUCACUAGUCUGCUGAGAGUCUUUGAAAGGAAGCAUGUCCCUGGAUUCUGCUAACUGGAACAUGUACAGAGCAAGACUUUGCUGUGGCUUUGGCAUCUGUGGAUGGUUCUCUGUGCUCCAAAUGGCCCCAUGGCUUUGAGGAAUGAGAGAAGAGAGUGUUUGAGAACAGAGGACCUAUUGGGUGGGGCACUUUGGAUCUGAACUUCCAUUCUAGUCCUAGCUGGUGAUAGAUUCUUUCGGUGAGUUAAGGAACGAGGCAAGUGGACAGGAAUAAGGCAUGUUCUGCAAAUACCUUAACCAUUCUGCUCAGGCCUGGUCCCAUGGUAACCCUGCCCUGGAACCUGGGGCAACCUGCUUGUUGCUCUGCUCUGUCCCGUUCCCUCAGCAGAAAGACCUGUCCUCAUUCCAAGUGUCCCCAGGGCUGUUGCCUUUGCCAGGCUUGAGAGCCCUUCUGUAGAAUCUGGAGUGGGCCAAGGACAGCCUGGCCAUGCCAGAGCCGCAGCUAACACCCUCAUGGUAAUGGCAGGGUCUGUAUCUCACAUGUCAGACAGCCACAGUGAGGGGCUGCAGAGCAGAGGAGCCCAGCAUGGGGGCAGAGCUGCGGGCAGAGCAGAUGGUGGCCCUUAAUCUCUGGCUCUCAGUAGAGGUGAGCAGCAACAGACAUCAAACCCCACAGCCAGCAGGGACUGUGCCUCCCUGUACUUCACCUUUUAAAACGUCACAGUCCAAGUGUUUCAGAUUUUUAGAAAAUGUAAUCUUCAGGAAAUGUAGGGUGAGACUCUACCUGUGUAGGUCUUCCUGGGGACCCUGAAUGGAGAGCCUGCUCGCCCACCCUGGGCCUACCAUCAACCCCCAGGCUUCUGAGAACCCACCAGGCACAGAGGUGACCCAUUCCAGGUAAUGGUUGUAGAGCCAAGCACGUUUUCCUGGAAGUGCAGUCCUGUGCCUUGCAAGCCCCCAUGUCCACGCGCCAUCCGUGCUGUCACUGUGGAGCCACAUGGCUCCUCCCACCCACUGCCCUGUGCUGUCCCCACUGGAGUGGACCCUCCCGAGCCUGACAGGGCUGCAGAACAGGCUGCCGGGAGGGCUGGUCUGGUGCAGCCUGUUCUGCUCAUCUGUUUCAUUUCCACUUCUUGUCUUGAGUCUUGUGUAUCAACUGUGGCCUGAGGGCACUUGGGUGGCUCAGCCACCACUCAGGAAGGCAUCUAGUCCCUCAGCAGAGGGGACUGCCAUCUGGUCAAAGCAGUGGCUAUGGUGUUCACCCCUAGCCUGUGGAGUCAGGGCUCAUGCGCCUCAUGUCUGUCAUGUCUGUGUGUCUACAGUGUGCCUCCUGUGGCAAUCUGCAUGCUUGGGCUGGUUUGUGUGACCGUGAGCUGCGUCCUCUGUGUAUGGGAGAACCGCUCCUUGGGCUCACCUGGGGGCGGGGGUUUGUAUAGCAGGCCUUCCUUAAGGACGUUGUCAGGGCCAUCCACCCUGAGUUGGGAAGGGAACAGCUAGUCCUCACCAUCAUGCCCACUCUUCUGUCCAGCGUGGAACAUAUAAGGUGACAGUGGGUAGGCAUAGGAGGGGCUAGCAGGUCUUGAGACAGCACCCAGCUCCAACCCUGGCUCCAAGAAUAGGCCAUUGGGGUCUAGUGCUAGAGGUCCCAGGAGUAACCUGGUGGCCCAGCUUAACUGGAACACCUGCCCAAACUAAAACUGUUCUUCUUU
This is a messenger RNA of Onychomys torridus (southern grasshopper mouse), 5177 nucleotides long. RefSeq names its product BAR/IMD domain containing adaptor protein 2 (gene Baiap2). Gene Ontology annotation, cellular component: cytosol; nucleoplasm. Gene Ontology annotation, biological process: plasma membrane organization; positive regulation of actin filament polymerization; actin filament bundle assembly. The coding region runs from base 134 to 1699 and encodes 521 amino acids. Lineage: Eukaryota; Metazoa; Chordata; Mammalia; Rodentia; Cricetidae. Gene Ontology annotation, molecular function: cytoskeletal adaptor activity; protein binding. The transcript is spliced from 14 exons. The record is from RefSeq and is a predicted model, not a curated record.